Messenger RNA from Capronia epimyces CBS 606.96, 2052 nucleotides. RefSeq lists its product as uncharacterized. Gene Ontology annotation, molecular function: urea transmembrane transporter activity. The record is from RefSeq and is a predicted model, not a curated record. NCBI's taxonomy places the organism in Eukaryota, Fungi, Ascomycota, Eurotiomycetes, Chaetothyriales, Herpotrichiellaceae. The coding region runs from base 1 to 2052 and encodes 683 amino acids. Gene Ontology annotation, biological process: urea transmembrane transport. The transcript is spliced from 3 exons. Gene Ontology annotation, cellular component: plasma membrane.
AUGGUUUCUUCCAACGCAGAGCCUACCCCGGUUCCCGAUGCGAGCAUCACGCCGCCUCUCUCCCAAGCCGUCGGCUAUGUCGUGGUGGUGGUGAUUGGCUUCGUCAUUGCCAUCAUCAUGAUCCUGAUUACCCGACUCAUGAAGAAGACGGUUGGAGAGGACAACACCAAAACCGAAAUGUUCAUGACGGCCAACCGAAGUGUUCGCACGGGCUUGACGGCCAGUGCGGUCAUCUCGUCCUGGCUCUGGAGUACAGCCAUGUUGGGCAGUUCGCUGGUCGGAUACAAUUUCGGUGCGGCCGGUCCCUUGUGGUUUGCCGCCGGGUGUUCGCCCAUGAUCGUCUUCUUCUCCCUACUUGGGAUUGCGUGCAAGAUGCGCAUCCCCGAAGCCCACACUUUACUCGAGAUUGUGCGCAUCCGAUAUGGGCAGUCUGGCCACAUCGUUUGGAUCGUGCUCUGCCUGAUCAACAACAUCAUCGCCGUAGCCAACAUGUUGCUUGGGGCCAGUGCGGCAAUCACGGCACUGACCGGGAUGCACAUCAUCGCUGCCACGUUCCUGCUACCGGUGGGAGUGAUUCUGUACACCUCGGUGGGCGGGAUCAAAGCCACGUUUUUGACCGACUACUUCCAUACCUUUGUCAUCCUGAUCAUCGCAUGCUACUUCACCGUCAAGGCGUUCACGAUUCCGGAGAUCAGUUCGCCCGGCCAUCUUUAUGAUCUUGUCAUCCGAGCGGGCCACGAGCAUCCUGUCUCAGGAAACCACCAUGGGUCGUAUAUGACAAUGACGAGCAAGGGGGCAAUUCUGUUUGGAAUCAUCCAUAUCCUGGCCAACUUCGGCCUUGUCAUAAUGGACACGGGCUUUUUCGUCAAGGCCUUCAGCGCCGCUCCGCAGGCCGUUGUUCCAGGCUACAUCGUCGGCGGCAUCGCGUACUUUGCCAUUCCUUGGGCUCUGGGAACGUUGAUGAGUUUUGUCGCUCUCGGCCUGGAGAGCAACCCCCGAUUCCCGACGUACCCACGUCGCAUGAGCGCCACCGAGACAUCCAACGGUCUCGUUCUGCCGUACGCGGCGAUUGCCGUUGCCGGGAAAGGCGGCGCGGCGGGGAUUCUCUUGAUCACCUUCAUGGCCGUGACUUCGACGCUGUCGGCCCAGGUCAUUUCCGUGUCUUCCAUCAUCAGCUUCGACAUCUACCGCCGGUACUUCAACCGCCGUGCCAACGACCGCGAUGUCAUCCGGUGGAGCCACGUCGGGGUCGUCUUCUUUGGCCUCUUUUCGGCCUGCUUUUCGACCGCGCUUCACUACGGCAAGGUCGAUCUUGGCUGGACGCUGUACAUGCUCGGCGUGUUGACGUGCCCCGGCAUCUUCCCCACCGUCUUCACGAUUCUUUGGCGGAAACAAUCCAAGCUCGCGGCCAUCAUCUCGCCCUUACUGGGCAUGGCGACCGGGAUCGCCGUCUGGCUGGGCUCCGCCCACGCCUUUUACGGCACCGUCUCGGUCGCCUCGACCGGCCAGACGCUCCCGUGUGUCUACGGCACGGUUGCAUCUGCCCUGAGCCCGGCACUGUAUUCCAUCGUGCUCACGCUCCUGCGGCCGGACAACUUCCACUGGGCGGAUUUCCGCAAGGAGAAACUGGCCUUCGACAGCGCCGAGGACGUCCGAGCCACGCAUUCCCACAUCAUCGAGGAAGACGCCUCAAGCUAUGCGGCCAACAAGGCCAAGUUCCAGCACUGGGGCAAAAUCGCCGCAAUUUGGUCCGCUGCCACCUUUCUCGGCCACUGGGUGCUGUGGCCACUUCCGAUGUACGCGUCCCACUAUAUCUUCAGCAAGGGCUUCUUCAGUGCGUGGAUCAUCGUCGCCAUUAUCUGGCUUUGGAUCACCUUGUUCAUCGCGGGUUUCUUCCCCAUCAUUGACGGCCGAGCUCAACUGCUCCAGAUCUGGAACGCCCUUCGCAGUGGCCAGCCCGUCGCAGACCCCAAGCCUGAGCCUGAAGCUCAGGUUGACAGUGCUGGUGGCGCCGGGUCGGAGAUUGACCUGCGGUUUCAACAAAAGUCUUGA